Pleuronectes platessa (European plaice) is the source of this 2662-nucleotide messenger RNA. RefSeq names its product putative nuclease HARBI1. The record is from RefSeq and is a predicted model, not a curated record. NCBI's taxonomy places the organism in Eukaryota, Metazoa, Chordata, Actinopteri, Pleuronectiformes, Pleuronectidae. The transcript has 5 exons. The coding region runs from base 1478 to 2503 and encodes 341 amino acids.
UAAUAGCGCAAGCGCUCAAAAGUCCAAUUUCUUUCUUCAGAGUCACUCUGUCGUUCUUGGACGAGUCUUUAUCCCUCCUCUCUGUCUCGUUCUCGUUGUCCUCCAUCUCCUCCGCCUUGCAAAUGUGCCUUCUGCCCGCCUCGGUCCGGUCCAGAUACUGUACACUGAACCAGGCUCCGCUCUCUGGGUCGACCCUAUAACAUCGUCCUGAUGAACGGAGGAGGACAUGCGCAUGCGCACGACGCUCCACUCGAGCUGCUACCUGGCCUCAGAUGUAGAGCAGCGCCUGAAAUCCAUCAUGAAAUCCAGUCAGAGAAGUGGAGGCCUGGGGGGGAAGAGCAUAGUUGCCUAACAGCCGAAGACACUACUUCACUGGGAGCUGCUCUGUCCUGAGUUCACAUUCUUCUUCUCCCAGUUUCAGGGUGUUGGAAUUUGUUCAUUUUGUUAAUUAUUUUUCUUAUGUCGGGUUGGAGUUCCUUUUCUUUCAAUCUUUUUUGCUGGGAUCUCCAACCCAUAUGCUUCUUGUACACCAAACCACGCUCCAUAUAUAUAGAAAUCCUUUGAAUUCUCUGCACUUGUAAAUACAACUUCUAAUUCCUAAAACCUGGAACAGUUUGCACAAAGGUUUUAGGGGCUCUAAUGAGUAGGGGAUUCAUUUACAGAUUUAAACAGCCACUUGAUGAUGCCACAAUGGACAGCGAAGGACCGCAUUUCAAAGACAAGACUGAUGACAAUGAGAGUGUGAGCACUGAAUGUGAAUUCAUUUUUUUUGUAGUUUAAUGUAAAAAAAAUUGUUGUGUCUUUAAUUGCAUUGCAAAGUUAACAAUAGUCUGAGUAGCCUUUUAUUGGGGUAAUACAAAUUUUCUUUUUAACUUUUUAUUCUACAAAGAGCCCAUUUACCGUGCGCAUCAAAAGCAUUAAACUGAAAUUGUAACGAUCUGGCACUUUAGUCUAUGUUUAAAGCUUAAUUGUAAAGUGUUUUCUGUUUUAGUGAAUCUCUGUUGUGGGUGUUCUAGUUGUUUUCAUUUUUGCACACUCUGUUUCUGUUUCCUGUUUUAUUUUGUAGUCUCUGUUCCUUGUGUGUUGUUUCUGUCUUCACUUCCUGUCUCUGAUUGUCAGCCCAGUCCUCAUGUGUUACACCUGUGUUCAGUUGCCCCUUCCAAGCCUCUGUCCUUCCCUUUGUCCUCUGUUGGAUUGCCUGUUUCUCCUGCUGUGUUUCUUGGUGCUGUCCUUUCCUGCCCUGUCCAGGGGCCCGUUUCACAAAGCAGGUUUAGUGAAAACUCUGAGUUAGUUAACCCUGAGAUGAGGGAAACUCUGGUUUUUCAGUUUCACAAAGCCAGUUCAGCUUUACUCUGAGUCAGUUACCCUGGCAACAUACUCCGUGAACCUAACCUGCUCGCUGGCAGGUUUUCUUCAACUAACCCCGAGUUUCUCCUGCUCUUAAGUUGAAGCCUGCAGACUGAAGGCAGUGGCAGACAUGGCGUGUCCUUUUAUUGAAGAGCCAGUUGAUGUCGAGGCGCAGAUACUCCGCAGACAUCUCCACCGGGAGAGGAUUAUUAGACCCCGAUUGGAUGUUUUAUCAUUCCCUGAUGAGUAUCUGUUUGAGCGUUUCCGUUUCUCUGCAUCAUCUAUAAUUUAUAUAAACGAUAUUCUCAGCCCUCACAUCGCUCACAUGACGCAUCGUGGACAUGCUCUCAGUUCCGAGCAAAUUCUUUGUAUUGCACUUCGUUUUUUUGCCAACGGCAGUUUUUUGUAUAACGUCGGUGAUGCAGAGCAUGUGUCCAAGGCAACUGUCUGUCGGGCUGUCCGAAAUGUGACACUUGCACUGAAACGGCUACUAUGCACGUUUGUAGUGUUCCCAAGUCACAGACCCACCAGACUUCUCAAAGAAGAGUUCCACAGAAUUGCAGGGUUUCCAGGUGUGAUUGGCUGCAUAGAUGGCACUCACAUUCCUAUCAUCGCUCCUUCAAUAAAUGAAGGAGAUUACGUGAAUAGGAAAUCUGUCCACAGCAUUAAUGUGCAGAUCAUAUGUGAUGGAGCCCACAUGAUUAACAAUGUGGAAGCGAAGUGGCCUGGGUCUGUGCAUGACUCACGAAUGUUUCGUGAGUCGACACUGAGUGCCAGAUUUGCCGGUGAGUUCGAUGGUUACCUACUCGGAGACAGAGGGUACCCCUGCCAGCGCUAUCUGCUGACCCCUUACCCUGACCCUGAGCCUGGCCCACAGCGACACUACAACUUGGCUCACUGCAGGACACGAGCCAGAGUGGAGAUGACCAUCGGGAUACUCAAGGCCCGGUUCCAGUGCCUUCGUAGGCUCAGGGUCACCCCAGAGAGAGCUUGUGACAUUAUAGUGGCAUGUGUGGUUCUCCACAACAUUGCCACUAUUAGAGGAGAACAAUGUCCUACUCUUUCCCCCUGUGAUCCAGGUAUUAAUCAUACCCCCCCUGCUGAUACACGAGAUGGAAGAGCUGUUAGAGACAUGAUAUGUGUCAAUCAUUUCUAACUGACCCAUCACCUCCCCAAUGUUCAAGAACGACAAUAUGCAUCUCAUUUUAUGAGGUCUUCUUUAUUUCCUAGAAGGACAAAUUUUGUACAGUUGUUAAUCCUUUGUUGUUGAAACAAUUAAAAAACAUCCACCUGUGGGCACGUCACCCACCUUUAA